Molecule: messenger RNA, 1850 nt
Organism: Pseudovirgaria hyperparasitica
Lineage: Eukaryota; Fungi; Ascomycota; Dothideomycetes; Acrospermales; Acrospermaceae
Product: clathrin adaptor, mu subunit
Exons: 2
Coding region: 115-1803 (562 amino acids)
Biological process (GO): intracellular protein transport; endocytosis
Cellular component (GO): clathrin adaptor complex; cytoplasmic vesicle
Source: RefSeq, a predicted model, not a curated record
CCCCACAGUUAUCCUAGCCUAUCGGCUGAACGCCAUACCACUACCUAGUUGCAUCUAUCCAUUACAUUCUCCUGGAGGCCGACUGGAUGGGUGAUUUGCAUCGUCGAAGUGAUCAUGAGCGCCAUCGAGGCCCUUUAUAUCUUCGAUGAGCACAACGACCUGAUCCUGGAAGAAGUGUAUCGGGGAAGACCGCCGCCCGCAACAGUACUGCUGCCGCUGUACCUUGCUCACCCGACACCACGUCCUUCUCUUCUUUUUUUCCCAGAUACCAACCCAUCAUCCUUAGUGUAUUCGGUGAUUCAAGAUCGCCUGUUGUUUUUGGCAGCAUGUUCUUCGGACGUUGAACCUCUACUGGUCUUAGAAUUCAUCCAUCGGGUUGUUGAUGCCUUAGAGGACUUCCUGGGAUCGCCCCUAUUGGCAUCCAAACUCGAGGCAUCGUAUGAUGUAGUGGCACAGCUAGUACAGGAGAUGUGCGAUGGGGGACUUGUGUCCACAACUGAGCCGAACGCACUGCGAGAAGUCGUCGAAUUACCCACGUGGACGAAUAAGUUCUUGGGUAGCGUUGGAUUGCCCAGCGCCUCGCCAUCAUUAACGGCCUCUUCCACGGGUUCAUUUGGCAUACAAAGGCCACAAUUGAAUCGCCCAGUAACGAACCAAGUCUCGCCCGUACCGUGGCGACGAGCAAAUGUCCGCCACACGAGCAAUGAGCUAUAUGUUGAUAUUGUAGAAACGCUCAAUGUCACUAUCGCUCCCUCGGGCCGGUAUCUAUGUGCCAUCUCUGCUGGAACCAUCGCUUUCACGGCUAAAGUGUCUGGCGUUCCUGACAUGCUGCUUUCAUUAACCGCACCUGGAGGUGUGAAAAACAUCGUCGCUCUUCCAGCAUUCCACCCAUGUGUACGGCUCGCUCAUUGGAAGGAGUCUCCCGGGACCUUAAGUUUCGUUCCCCCUGAUGGACGGUUCAUCCUAGCUGGGUACGAGGUCGAUCUUCUAGGUGACGAUCCCCAAACACUGUCAUCCCUGACAGCAAAACAGCCACAGAAUGUCAAUCUGCCCUUAACUGUUGAUGUACGCACAGGUCUUGGUCCAUUAGGCUCAGACUUCGAGAUCAAACUCAACGUGUCGCAGCGCUUCAAGUCGAUGAUACAAUCGACCACUGCAAAUACAUCUUUGGGAACUGGGUUCCCAACUAGAGGACCUCGUGCUGUUCCGGCGUUCGGAUCAAGUACAGGUGGAACGUCAAGCCAUCCGACUGUCGAGGAGGUAAGCGUACUUGUCUCGUUACCUAGCGCUGUUCGAAACAUUGCAGAACUUAAAGCGUCGCGAGGAGAGGCGCAAUACUCUCCUGGAUCGGAUGCUAUUCACUGGAUGUUGCAUACCAAAGAAGUUACUGCAAUGUUGACUGGUGUGAGUCUCACUUCUGCGACAUUGACUGGCACAGUUGUCGGCGAAAGCGAGCAGGAUCAUGAUGAUACAGUCGCGGAGAUCAGGGAUGACACCUGGGAAUACAACGAAGAGGUUGAUGCUGGUUCAUAUCAAGCAUCGACGCUCCAGCCAUCAGCAUCCAAAUCAGCACAAGAUAGAAUGCACGAGAGAGACCUCGCGAAAGUGAAGAUGAACCAGGUACUCAUGCCAUCUUCAACUUCAAUCAGCUUUCAGGUCAAAGGAUGGCUUCCAAGUGGGAUACGAGUAAAUGGUCUUAGUAUAGACACCAAGAAAAGUCGAGGAUUAGGGGCAGGCGUCACGCCAUAUAAGGGCGUUAAAUACUUGACAGUCAGCCGGGGAGGGGUCGAAGUGCGUUGCUAGCUAGACAAAUGGAAUUCACGGUAUAAUUUAUAACAUUCACCGUGUGC